CAGGCAGUUCCAAAGAGGCUUGCCAGAGAAGUGUGCUGACUGACCUUGCUCUGCAAAAUUUAAGAUCUGCACUCAACGAUAAACCCGCAGCCCCAUCCAGGUCUGGCUUUUUUAAAAGGGUUGGGCUUUUGUUCCAAGCUGCAACUGGGAAACGCUUUCCAGAUUUGAGAUCAAGCAGAGUCCAGUUACAAAACGCUUCUUUCCUGAAUCUGUGACAGGGGCAGAUCGGAGAUGAGGCAGGGUGGAUCUGAGACAGAGGAGGGGGCGAGAGAGCUGGGCUGCAAAGGAUCAAGCAAAGCAAUCCAGGGAUUCGGAGUCUGUAGAGAUUCUCAGUCGUCCAGGUCAUGGUUGUCUCAAAAGGUGCCUUUUCAAGAGGCAACUGGGCUUUCUGCUUUUUUUCUUUGAAGAUGUUUCGCUUCUCCUCCAAGAAGCUUCUUCGGCUCUGACUGGAUGGUGGGGAAUGGAAGGAUUUAUAUUCCUUGCAGACAACUGAUUAUUUGCAUCCUUUUCGAGGGUGGUUGAAGCACUUGGAGGUUUAUCUGUGUCCUCAGGGUCACCGGAGUGGUGCAAAUGAUUCCUGUAGUCUGCAAUCCCUCUGGAAGUCCAUUCCUACUCCCACAUCAUUCGAAGGGUGUUCAUCAGAAGUGGUAUUCAGCCGGUUCAGACGGGUUCGCCCGAACCGGUAGAAUCCAAACCAGUAGCACCUGCCCCAGGUCUAUGACAUCCUAGUUAGGCACGUUUUUGAGGCCCGGCGCAUGUGCGGAAGGCACACGUGAGAGCAAAGCUCAUGCGCGGAAGGCUGGGUGUAUGCGCGGAAGGCAGGCGCGCGCGCACAAAGCAAGCGUGCAUGCACGAGGUAAACCUGUAGUAACAUAAUCUGAAACCCACCGCUGGUGUUCAUUCCAAAUUGGAUAGUUAAAAAAGUAAAAGGUAGUUAGAGAUUCUCAGUCAUGGAACCAGGUCAUGGUUGUCCCAAAGGUGCUUUUUCAGGAGGCAACUGGACUUUCUGUUUUUUUUGUUGAAGAUGUUUUGCUUCUCAUCUAAGUAGCUUCUUCAGCUCUGGCUGGAUGGUGGGGAAUGGAAGGAUUUAUAUUCCUCGAACGGAUUUCCAGAAGAACUGCAGACUACAGGAACCAUUAGCAUUACUCAGAGUGACCCUGAGGACACAGACAAACCUCCAAGGGCUUCAACAACUCUGUAAAAGGAUGCAAAUGACCAGCUGUCUGCAAGAAAUAUUCCCCACCAUCCAGUCAGAGCUGAAGGAGCUUCUUGGAUGAGAAGCAAAAGAAGCCUUCGAAGAAAAACAAGGAAGUCCAGUUGCCUGCCUGAAAAAAAACAUCUUUGGGACAAUCCAGAUAUUAUUCUUUGACUGUCUCUUCCUGGUCACCCGGAGGUUGGCCUCCUAAAACUGGUAGCUCUGAUCUACCAGGUAGCUGAGAGACCUAGAAAUAAAUUCGACCAUUUGUUUCCAUUUUUAAGAGAUGGUCAGUCUCAAGGAAGAGAUGUGUUCAGUGGCUGCAGAGAUGAACAGGUGCUAUAGGCAUCUUAGUGCCAGGUAUAUGCUUUGGAGCAGUUUCUCAAUCUUGACAAAUCGAAGAGGGUUGGACUUCAACUCCCAGAAUUCCCCCACCAGUAUGGAGCGUUGAGGUCCACUUGCAUGCAGGCUGGAGAGCUCUGGGAGUUGAAGUCCACCCAUCUUAAAGCUGCCAGGGUUAGGAAAUGCUGCUUCAGUGGCAUCCUGCUCCGUACAUCCAGCAUUGUAUUAGGUGUUAAUUAACCUUAAUAGAAUAGAAUAGAAUUUAUUGGCCAAGUGUGAUUGGACACACAAGGAAUUUGUCUUGGUGCAUAUGCUCUCAGUGUACAUAAAAGAAAAGAUACGUUCAUCAAGGAGGACUGUGUGGGGAGAGAAAAAUCGAUGGAAGCAGGUGGGACCUCUCUGGAAGUUCAGCCCAAAGAGACAGAAGCACCCCCAAGGAUUCCAGAUGACUCAGAAAGACAGCGGGAGAGGAAAAUGGCUGCGGCCAAAAAGCUGAGGAAUGCAUCCAUCGCCAGCAAAGAUGUUGGCCAGGUGAUCCCAGCUGAGUCACAAACAGCGCGGGAGAGGAGACAGAAUGAAUGCCACACGUGUGGGAAAAGUUUUUGUUCCAAAUCCCGCCUCAAAAUCCACCAGAGGAUCCACACGGAGAGACGGCCCUAUCAAUGCCAGGAGUGCGGCAAGGGCUUCCGGCAGAGCGGCCACCUAUCCCAGCACCAAAGGAUGCACACCGGAGAGAGGCGCUACAAAUGUUUGGAGUGUGGGAAAAGUUUUAGCCAGAGCACCUAUUUCAUCUUGCACAAGAUCACCCACACGGGAGAAAAACCUUUCACUUGUCCGGAGUGCGGGAAGAGUUUCAGCCACAGCCGGAAGCUGACUAUACAUCGCGCCAUCCACACGGGCAAGAAGCCGUACCGAUGUCCGGACUGUGGGCAGAGUUUCAGCCAAAGCACCCACCUGACUUCCCAUCAGAGUAUCCACACCGGAGAGAAGCCGUAUCGGUGUACCGAGUGCGGGAAGUGCUUCAAUCAGAGCACUCAUUUGACUCUACACCGGCGGAUCCACACGGGAGAAAAACCCUAUCGGUGUCUCGAAUGCGGGAAGUGUUUCAGCCAGAGCCCGCACUUAACUUUACACCAGAGAAUCCACACCGAGGAGAAAAUCUAUAAGUGCUCUGAGUGUGGGAAGGGAUUCCAUCGGAGCGAUCACCUGACCUCGCAUCAGAGGAGUCACACGGGGGAGAAACCGUAUCGCUGCUCCGAAUGCGGGAAGAGUUUCAGCCGAAGUUCGAUCCUGCAUAAACAUCAGAGAAUCCACAAAGAGGGAGAAACAUCGGUCUGAAUUUUUCUCGACGCUGAACUCGAUGGGCAGAACUUUUGAGGGUCUCUGGUCUUUUGAGGUUUUGAAGAUUGCUUGACAGCUUGUGGUCUGGUGCCUAGCUAACCUUUAGGGUUAGGGGUCUCCAAACAUGGCGACUGUAAGACUUAUGGUCUUCAACUCCCAGAAUUCCUUAGCCUGCCAUGGGAAUUCUGGGAAUUGAAGUCCACAACUCUUAAAGGUGCUUCCCCCCCCCCCCCCCGAGGCAACUGGACUUCCUUGUUUUUCUUUGAAGAGCUUUCGCUUCUCAUCCAAGAAGCUCCCAAGAAGCUCUGACUGGAUGGUGGGGAAUAGAAAGGUUUAUAUUUCUUGCAGACAGCUGGUCAUUUGCAUUCGUUUAGUGAAUCGUUAAGGCCACCUGGAAGUUUAUCUGUGUUGUCAAGGUCACCUGAGUGGUGCAAAUGGGUGUUGCUCCUUGUUGGAACGGCUGAAAGGACUGUGUUGUAGACUGGAGAGAGAUGUAUGUUGUAUCCCCCGUUUAGAGGGCUGUUCAAUUCAGAUAUAGAUGGCCUUUUUCAAACCAGCGGUCCUCUUGGACCAAAACAUGGACUUUAUUGUUUUCAAAAGCCUUUGUCUUUUAAAUGCAGAUGGGCUGCUAAAUCUAGUCCUGAUGGGUUUAUUCCAGCGGUGAAAUCCAAAUUUUUUUUCUACCGGUUCUGUGAGCGUGGCUUGAUGGGCAGGGGAAGGAUACUGCAAAAUCUCCAUUCCCACCCCACACUCUGGCCAGCCAGAGGUGGUAUUUGCCGGUUCUCCGAACUACUCAAAAUUUCCGCUACCUGUUCUCCAGAACCUGCUGGAUUUCAGUCUGUGCCAUCCGGUCAGAGCUGAAGAAGCUUCUUCAAAAGAGAAGUGAAACUUCUUCAAAAGAAAAACCAGAAAGUCCAGUUGCCUCUGGAAAAAACAAGCACCUUUGGGACAACCAUGACCUGGAGGACUGAGCAUCUCCACAGAUACAAGUCUUAAAGUUGCCACGUUUGGCCGCCCCUGCUUUAGUCAGUAGAUGAAACUUGGGGGUGUUGUGGAAAUGUUACUUCAUAAUAAGGAUGCGUGAAGUAUGAUGAACGUGCAUAAAUUGCAGCAAAAUAUGAAUUAAAUGUGGAAAUAAGGUGAGGACUAGAAAUUGUAAUAAAGCAGUUUGGAAAAAUUCCAGUGUUUUUUCCUUGGUUAUCAACUGGUGGCAUCAUCUCCAGUAAUCAAUCUACCAAAUUUCCCCAAAAUAAACCGGGUCUUAUAUUAAUUUUUGCUCCAAAAGACGCAUUAGGACUUAUUUUCCAGUUAGAUCUUAUUUUGGGGGAAAAUAGAGUAAAUGCAUCUAUCUGGCUGAUAAUCUUAACGGGGUUAUUUCUGGGGUAGGGCUUAUAUUACGAGCAUCCUGAAAAAUGUCCAGUUAGGUCUUAUUUUCAGGGAAACGCUGUAAUACUUGGUGCUUUUUGGACUUGCCCACUAUAAGAUGUAUGGACUUCAACUCCCAGAAUUCCCCAGGCUGGCGAGGAAAUUCUGGGAGUUGAAGUCUAAAACAUCUUUUGCCAAGUUAGUCUAUACCAGUGGUAGUCAACCUGGUCCCUACCGCCCACUAGUGGCUGUUCCAGCUUUCAUGGUGAGCGGUAGGGGUUUUGUCCGAUACUGAAGCACUUUCCUUUUUUUAAAUUUAAUUGACUUUUUAAAAAAAUUUCAUAGCAUUAUUUUAAAAGAUUUUCAUUAAGUUUUCAUAAAAUUCUCCAUGACAAUUUAAAUUUCUGAAAAUAUACUAUUUGUAUCGCCAGCGCAUAAGUUUAGUUCACGUUACUU
Messenger RNA from Ahaetulla prasina, 4699 nucleotides. RefSeq names its product zinc finger protein 239-like. Gene Ontology annotation, cellular component: transcription regulator complex; PcG protein complex. The record is from RefSeq and is a predicted model, not a curated record. Gene Ontology annotation, biological process: regulation of transcription by RNA polymerase II. The coding region runs from base 1916 to 2875 and encodes 319 amino acids. The transcript has 2 exons. Lineage: Eukaryota; Metazoa; Chordata; Lepidosauria; Squamata; Colubridae. Gene Ontology annotation, molecular function: DNA-binding transcription factor activity, RNA polymerase II-specific; RNA polymerase II cis-regulatory region sequence-specific DNA binding.